UCUGUGAGACAAGUAGCGGGAUGAGAGGAGGAAAUGAGACGCUGCCGGUGCAGGUACUCCAGAGGUGGGCAUGGCGAGUAGGUGGGGUCGCUGCUCCCCUCCUGUCUGGAGUAGAAAGCCCCGGUGGAUCAGAGCAGUGCGGACACGUAAGGGAGUCUCUGAGGACCGCUGUCUAAGCGAUAAAAUUCAAGGGUUGUGAAGACUGAACAGCGCAUGGCCUUUUGACAUGCAUCCUGAUAUCCAUCUCUCCCUCCUCUUAGCGCUGCUGCUUCAAGUCCAGCAGGGCACCUCAGUGCAGGAGAUCCAAACCAGCCAUGAAAACAUCAUGAAGAUCAACUCGGCAGGAGAAAUGAUGCAGUGCUCAGCAGCCAUGGAUAUCCUCUUCCUCAUGGAUGGUUCUUACAGCGUGGGGAAGGGCAGCUUUGAGAGGUCCAAACACUACGCAAUCAAACUCUGUCAAGCUCUUGAUAUCGGACCAGACAAGGUGCGAGUCGGCUUGAUUCAGUUUGGUUCCACCCCUCGGCUGGAGUUCGCCCUAGACUCGUACACCACCAAACAAGAGCUGAAGAAGCACAUGAAAAAGAUUUCCUACAGGGGAGGCAGCACCCAGACAGGCCUGGCUCUGAAGUAUGUGCUGAGGAAGGGUUUCCCAGGCGGCCGUAACUCCUCCACUGUGGCCCGGAUCGCCAUCCUCUUAUCAGAUGGGAAGUCUCAGGGCAACGUGGUGCAGGCGGCUGCGCAGCUCAAAGAGACCGGUGUGGUCGUCUUCGCUGUGGGCAUCCGCUUCCCCAGGUGGGAGGAGCUACACGCUUUGGCCAGUGAGCCAAUGGAGAGCCACGUCUUCUUUGCCGAGCAUUUCUUCGAUGCCGUCAACGGCCUGUACACCACGCUGACCACCUUUGCUGUCUGCAGUGCCACACCUGCAGGCUGUCAGAUGGAGUCGUUUCCCUGCGAGAGGAAAACACUGGAGACGGUGAAAGAGCUGCAGGGGAAUUACAUGUGUUGGAAAGGCUCCAGGGGGUUUUCCACAUACACGUCUCUGUGUCCGUACUACAGGUACAACAAGAUGUACAAGAGACACCAGACAGUCUGCCAUCGGACGAUCUGUCCAGAUCCCUGUGACUCUCAGCCCUGUCUGAACGGUGGAACAUGUGUAUCAGAGGGUCCAGAGGGUUACCACUGCAAAUGUCCACCUGGCUAUGGAGGAGACCCACACUGUGCUCCUGCGUUAUCACUGGACUGCUCCGUAGACCUGCUGUUCCUGAUGGAGGGCUCUGCCACGCUUACCUUGGAGGGCUUCCUCCGUCACAAGUCCUUCUUGAAACGCUUCCUGCGCACUGUGAUUGGGUCCAGCAGCCCCAGCAGAGUCGGCCUGGCAGUGUUUGGUGGUGAGACCAGCGUCGAGGCCCCGGUGGACAACUUCAAAGGGGACCUGAGGGGUCUACUUCAGACGGUGGAGGCACUUCAACCAAUCGGUGGCGAGACCCGGACGGGCCAGGCCCUUCGCUAUGUCACACGUCAUGGCUUCGUGAGCGCACCAGUCUUUGCGGAUGUCACUGAUGACCUGCCCCGGGUGGUGGUGCUGCUCACUGCCACUCCUGCUGCAGACGAGGUAGUAGAGCCCUCUAAGUAUGCUCGAGACAGAGAGAUCUUCCUGAUAGGGGUGGGACCAGACUACCUAAGGGGACAACUGAAUAAUAUCACAGGAAAUCCCCAGAGGACUAUCACCUACACACCACCUGAAUUCAGUGCCAAGAUUCCUGAGCUCAAGGCUAAGAUCUGCAGCGUGGACACACAAGGUUGUCUGGGUCAAGCAGUUGACCUGGUGUUUGCCCUGGACGCCUCAGGUGGCGUCAGCCCUGAUAACUUUGCCAUCCUCCGCGACUUUGUGCGCAGCCUCACUGUCCAGUUCGACAUCAACCGUGACGUUGCUCAAGUGGCACUUGUGGCUUACGGUCGGAGAGCCACCACCGUCUUCAACCUGGACACCCACGAGUCUGGUUCUGCCAUCCUUAAGGCUGUAGGUGAGGCCAGCUACAUGGGCGGAGUGGCUUCAACAGGCUCAGCUUUGCUUCACAUCCACUCCAACGUCCUGACGGUGGCCAAAGGUGCACGACCCGGCGUCAACAAGGCCGUGGUGGUGGUGACGGACGGUUCAGGCAGUGAUGACGCUGUUGUUCCAGCUCAAAAGAUAAGAGACAAUGGAGUUUCGUUGUUUGUGAUUGGAAUCGGAGAUGUACAGAAAGAGAGGCUGCUGCAGAUUGCUGGUUCAGAGGAACACAUGAUUGCGGUGCCAUCUUACGAGGAUCUCAAGUACUUUGAGGAUGUUUUGGUGCAGAUGCUGUGUUCAGAGGUCAAAAAGCCGGUAGACCUGUGCAAGCCCAACCCAUGUAUGAAUGACGGGACCUGCAUCCUGUCUGGAGGGAGCUUCCGCUGUCAAUGCCGAGGCUACGAAGGACCACACUGUGAAACAAGAAGCAGCAGGUCUUCAUCCAGAGGAGAUCUCCCGAGGCCGGCAGGUCUCAGGAAGAAGAGCAGGCAGAAGAAGAGUCACCAGGAGCUCCUUCAUCACUACAAACUGCACCGCAGGAGACACACGGCAUGAUGCACACACAAACGCACAUACUAUACACUCAUACCCAAGUCAGUCAUGGACAUUUAAGACCCAAGGAUGUUUGCGGGUACACAGUGGAGUAAAGGGAAAACAAGUGUUACUGUUUCAACAUUUAAACUUGCACUCGAACUUCAACAAGUGCCUUCAAACUGUGUAUAUUUCUACUGUCUGUGUCCUAGUGUGUCACUAUACUCAGUGAUGUGCAGUUGUCUCAACAUGGUUCUCUUGUUUAUUCAAAGAUGUAAACUUUUAUAUAUUAUAGUGUAUAUCUGUGUCAUAAUUUUAUUAUUUUUUAAUGAUCACCACAACCUUGUUAUCUCCUUCAAACCAAAACAAAAACAUAAAAUUUGUGCCAAAAUGCUUU
Molecule: messenger RNA, 2978 nt
Organism: Epinephelus moara (kelp grouper)
Lineage: Eukaryota; Metazoa; Chordata; Actinopteri; Perciformes; Serranidae
Gene: vwa2
Product: von Willebrand factor A domain containing 2
Exons: 15
Coding region: 227-2605 (792 amino acids)
Molecular function (GO): calcium ion binding
Source: RefSeq, a predicted model, not a curated record